CGUUAAAAUAAGCUAAGAAAUAUGAAGGCAUAGAUAAGAGGGAUCUAUCGGUUACAUCCUAAAGAAAACAAAAAAGGAAAAAUCCAUUUCUUUCUAGAUAAAGAACAUUUUGUAGUAUAGAUCUGGUGCUAUGGAUAGAAGUUUUAAGAUUUAGGCCUGGGAAGAUUUGUCAGGCACUUAUCUGAACUCUAUUAUUGUGGGAAAAUUCAUACUCAGGUAUGUACGCUAUUUUGUAGGUUUUCAUUGUUUAGGGUUUUUUCCCAAACAUUACACAGACUUUCUUAUUCGCGUCUCCAUGUGAGACCUACUCUUAAAUAAACUUCUUUCUAUAUUCGCCUCUCCAUGUGAGUCCUACUCUUUCCCCAAGAUAAAAUAGAAAUCUAUUUUGUUAAAGAAUUCUUUAAAUCCAGUAGUUUUCAGAGAAUACCAAUGCUGAUAAACGUAGGUGGAUUGUGGGAUACACCCAUUCCUGUAGCUGAUGAAAUGCCAUGUCUCCCAUCACUCUACACUGAUAUUAUUAGCACUGAAGCCUUUCCAAGCUACAAUAUAGAAGCUUACCAAUCCCUUGAAGAUUGUACAUAUCUUAAGAGCUUUUCUGCAGGGCAAAAUCUGGAGUCAAAUCUUGAAUAUGGUGUAAGGGCCAUUGAUUUUAUUGAGGAUCAACCAAAAGACUCCUCUGUUGAAACUAUGGAUAGCCAGUAUGCCUUAACUCAUGGGGUUUUCAAUGAGUCCAAAAGAAAAAAGAGGGCUGUGGGUAUUGAGAUGUCUGAGAAUAUAUUAUGUGCACACACCUCUAAAGCAUUGAGAGUUCGCUCAUCUGCAGCUAAAGAUAGGCAUUGUAAAGUCAGCACUGUAAAAGGACUUCGGGACACAAGGGUGAGGUUGUCUCAUUCUAUAGCUGUUAAAUUUUUUGAUUUACAGGACAGAUUAGGGUAUGCUCAUCCCAGCAAAGCCCUAGACUGGCUUAUAAGUAAAGCACAAGCUGCUAUCGAUGAACUGCCACAACCAUCCUAUGUAUCCCAGUCAAACUGCACAGUGUGUAACUCUCUCUCAAGGUCCGGUAGUACUUCAUUACCUACAGAUCAAGUCAUUUCAACCCAUAAUGAUGGAUGCUCAACAAACAGUUCAGUGGAUACAAACAGAUCUGGAGAAGAGGGAAAUGGAACAAAUUUGAGCACUUGGGACCUUAUGAAUUUGGGGCUUCCUAGAUUUGGUUCAGAUCCCAAAGAUGUUAUUGUCUCUCUUUCAUCAACACCACCUGCAACAGGAAUGCCAGUACCUCAAGCCUCACAUAAUGGCCAGACAUGAUGCUUCCAACAAGAAUGAUUCUUCAGUGGCUUUGGCUUGUACUACACAGAGAUUGAAGGCUAAAAGAAUACCCGGUAUGGAUUUUUAAAUUUUCCAGCAAUAUAUGACAACGUAUAGCGAAAUAGGGUUUUUUAAACUGGAAUAUAAAUCUCCAGCUCGCUUGGGAUAAAAACAAGUAAACUGGGAAAGGUUUCACCAAAAUAUAUUUAGUGCCCUUCUAUUUAGUGCUCUUCUAUUUAGUGUUUAUGUGUAUUUUAUAUCUAAUUAUAAACAGACAAGGGUCCAUCUUCAAAAGUUAGCAGAAGAUAUUUUUGUGUAUUCUUUACUAAAUAUAUAUCAAA
Molecule: messenger RNA, 1649 nt
Organism: Cryptomeria japonica (Japanese cedar)
Lineage: Eukaryota; Viridiplantae; Streptophyta; Pinopsida; Cupressales; Cupressaceae
Product: transcription factor TCP12
Exons: 2
Coding region: 430-1308 (292 amino acids)
Cellular component (GO): nucleus
Molecular function (GO): DNA-binding transcription factor activity; sequence-specific DNA binding
Source: RefSeq, a predicted model, not a curated record